GACAGGAAAAUUAUUGUUGGUAUUUGUGCUAUGGCUAAAAAGUCACGAUCAAAGCCAAUGAAAGAAAUAUUACAGCGUUUGCUUCAACAUUUUGAAAGAUUGGAAAUUUUGAUAUUUGAUGAAGACGUAAUUCUGAGUGAACCUGUUGAAAAAUGGCCGAUAGUAGAUGCUUUGAUAUCCUUCUUCUCUCAUGGUUUUCCACUAGAUAAAGCUAUACAAUAUAGCAAUCUUAGAAAACCUUAUGUUAUAAAUGACUUGGAAAUGCAACAUGUUCUAAAGGACAGACGUGAAGUGUAUAAAAUAUUACAAAAUGAAGGAAUUCCUCAUCCUCGAUAUGCUGUAUUAGAACGUGAUCUGGGGUCCUCAGAAUCUAAUUUUCAAGAAACUGAUGAUGCUAUUGAAGUUAAUGGUGUGCUGUUUCAAAAGCCCUUCGUGGAGAAGCCAGUAGAUGCUGAAGAUCACAAUGUGUACAUAUUCUUCCCAGUACAGGCUGGUGGAGGCAGUACAAGAUUAUUUAGAAAGGUAAAGGAUAGAAGUAGUAUAUAUGGUCCACACAGUCGAGUAAGAAAAGUUGGUUCUUAUAUUUAUGAAGAUUUUAUGCCAACUGAUGGUACUGAUGUGAAGGUGUAUACAGUAGGACAAGAUUAUGCCCAUGCUGAAGCCAGAAAAUCACCAGCAUUAGAUGGGAAAGUAGAACGUGAUCAAGAAGGAAAAGAAAUCAGAUAUCCUGUGUUAUUAAGUGCUAAAGAAAAACUGAUUGCUAAAAAAGUCUGUAUGGCAUUCAAGCAAAAUGUUUGUGGUUUUGAUCUAUUACGAACUGGGGGACAGUCCUAUGUAUGUGAUGUGAAUGGAUUUAGUUUUGUGAAAACAUCAGGAAAAUAUUAUGAUGACAGUGCUAAAAUACUAGGUACUAUGAUAAUGAGAGAAGUAGCACCACAAUUACAGCUACCCUGGGUGCUAGGAUGUGCUCCUGAAGAUUUACCAGUAGUACCAACAGCAUCUGGUUCCAUGAUGGAGUUAAGAUGUGUAGUAGCUAUAGUCAGACAUGGAGACAGAACUCCAAAACAAAAAAUGAAAAUGGAAGUCAAACACAAAAAAUUUUUUGAUUUAUUUGAGAAAUAUGGUGGAAUGAAAAAUGGACAUCUAAAACUAAAGAAACCAAAACAACUUCAAGAAGUACUAGAUGUUGUACGACAUUUACUAUCAAAUAAUCAACAACAAAAAGAUCCUGAAGUUGAAGAAAAGAAAGUGAAAUUUCAACAAUUGAAACUUGUUUUAGAAAUGUAUGGUCAUUUCUCAGGCAUUAAUCGCAAAGUGCAAAUCAAGUAUCAACCGCGAGGUUGUCCUAAACGAUCAUCCAGUGAGGAGGAUGAGAUGCCAAGAGAGCCAUCCUUACUAUUAAUAGUAAAAUGGGGAGGAGAGUUAACUCCUGCUGGAAAAAUACAAGCAGAAGAACUGGGUAAAGCUUUCAGGACACUCUAUCCUGGUGGACAAGGCCAAUUUGAAACACCAGGACUUGGAUUCCUGCGUCUACACAGUACAUUCAGACAUGAUUUAAAGAUGUAUGCCUCCGACGAAGGCAGAGUUCAGAUGACAGCUGCUGCAUUUAUUAAGGGUUUGCUGGCAUUAGAAGGAGAAUUGACCCCUAUAAUGGUACAGAUGGUAAAAAGUGCCAAUACUAAUGGUUUAUUAGAUAGUGAAGGUUUGAAUUCCAAGUACCAGGCUGUUGUAAAAGAAAAAUUAAAAGAUAUAUUUAAUCAAGAUAGAGAUUUUACAGAUGAAGAUUAUAAUAAGCUUGCCCCAACUGGUAGUACAUCUUUAAUAAAUGCAAUGAAAUUUAUCAAAAACCCAAGAGAAAUGUGUGAAAAAGUUUAUGAAAUGGUGAAAGAAAUAACAUCUAAAAUAAGAACACUGAAAUUAGAGUUAAAAUCUAGAGAUUUGAAGUUAUAUCAUGGUGAGUCAUGGGAGUUGUUUAUAAGAAGAUGGGCAAAGUUAGAAAAAGAUUUUAGAUUGAAGAAUGGAAGAUUUGAUAUUAGUAAAAUACCUGAUAUUUAUGAUUGUAUUAAGUAUGAUUUACAACAUAAUAAUAUGACAUUACAAUAUGAAGGUGCUGAAGAAUUGUUUAUGUGUUGUAAGGCUUUAGCUGAUGUUAUAAUACCACAGGAAUAUGGUUUAACUGUGGAUGAAAAGUUACAUAUUGCUCAGAACUUCAGUAAUCCACUAGUAAGAAAGAUAAGAAGUGAUUUUGCUCAGUGUGAUCCAGCAUAUCAAGAAGAUGAAUUUACUAGAUUAGAUUCUAGAUAUUCCAAAGGAGUGUCAACACCAGAAAGAUUUGUACGCACCAGGUUAUAUUUUACUAGUGAAAGUCAUAUACAUUCACUGUUAAAUAUCUUACGGUAUGGAUCAUUAUGUGAUGCUGGUAAGGAUGAACAAUGGAGGUCUGCUAUGGAAUAUAUCAAUGCUACAUCAGAAUUAAAUUAUAUGACUCAGAUUGUCUUUAUGACAUUUGAAGAUCCUAGUAAGGAUCCUUCUUCAGAUGAGAGAUAUCAUAUGGAACUCCAUUUUAGUCCUGGUGCUUACACUUGUUGUGAUACUAGUUUAACAUCCCCUAGAGGUAUGGGAUAUCGACCUAACCCAAAGUCAGAAAAGGUCAGUAAUUCAGAUAAUCACAAUUUGUAG
Lottia gigantea (owl limpet) is the source of this 2679-nucleotide messenger RNA. RefSeq lists its product as hypothetical. The record is from RefSeq and is a predicted model, not a curated record. Gene Ontology annotation, molecular function: 5-diphosphoinositol pentakisphosphate 1-kinase activity; diphosphoinositol pentakisphosphate kinase activity; inositol hexakisphosphate kinase activity. Gene Ontology annotation, cellular component: cytosol. The annotation marks the transcript as partial. The transcript is spliced from 17 exons. NCBI's taxonomy places the organism in Eukaryota, Metazoa, Mollusca, Gastropoda, Lottiidae. Gene Ontology annotation, biological process: inositol metabolic process; inositol phosphate biosynthetic process.